AUGGCACCGAUCGUGAACCUGGGCAAGGUUGAGCUCGAGAAACUGCUCAAGAAACGGCGUGAGGGAGCAGCCAUCGGCAACGAUGACGUCCAUGCCGCCUUCCAGAACUACAUAUCGCGCCUGGAGCCCCUGGCGGCGUCUCUCCACCUGGGGUCGACGCAGCAGCUGUGGUGGUCGCCGUUCGUCACGCCCUCGGGCGACCCGCGGUCCCAGCUGGACGCCAUGUGGUCCGCGGCCCAGCCGCUGCUCAGCGAGCUGGUCGCCCACCUGAAGUCACGGUCGGCCGCUGCCGGCGGCGACCGUAGUCUGGGUAGCCUGGUCCUCGAGUGUGCCGCCCAGGACAACUGUUCGUCGCUGGUGCAGCGCGCCCUGCCCUACCCGGACAUCUCGGGCGCCCUCGCCGACCUGCUGAGGGAGAAGCGCAUGAGCUCCGAGUCACUGGCCCGCCUGGCGAACGAGUUCAUGCGGCUGCUGGAGCUGCCGGCCGCGCCGGUCGACCUGUGGCAGAAGUCCGAGUUCGGCGCCGCCGGCGAAUGCGCCAGCUACGUCGACACCGAGAAGGUCCGCCUGUGCGCCGGCAGUGACGUGGCCGGCCUGCGCGCCGCCCUGGCGUUGAUGACCGAGUCCGAGUACCGGCGCGCCGUGGCUGUGCAGCCGCCGCCCUUCCGGACGCCCGCCUUCCCAGGGUUCGAGCGGGCCCUGUCGAGCUGUGUGGAGCUGCUGUCGCUGCAGCCGUCCGUGGUGCAGCAACUGGUCUACGGGUACGGCAGCGGCUUGGCGUCCCUGCAGCCGGUCAGCCUGUACCUGGCGCGCGGCGCGCGGCCCUCCGGCCAGGCUGACCCCGUCUGCCAAGGCGACAUCGGCUGCCAGCAGGCGGCCAACGCCCUGAUGGAGGCCGCCAUCACACAGCUGCUGCCGAUCGGUUACCACAUGGCGUCGCUGCGCUGGCUGGAGGGGGCGCUGGCGUCGCCGACGGCCGGCUCGGAUGCCGCCUGGCGUGCCCACCUGCGCGCCGCGCUCGUGGUGUGA
Molecule: messenger RNA, 1029 nt
Organism: Pollicipes pollicipes
Lineage: Eukaryota; Metazoa; Arthropoda; Thecostraca; Pollicipedomorpha; Pollicipedidae
Exons: 10
Coding region: 1-1029 (342 amino acids)
Biological process (GO): proteolysis
Cellular component (GO): membrane
Molecular function (GO): metallopeptidase activity; peptidyl-dipeptidase activity
Source: RefSeq, a predicted model, not a curated record